Drosophila obscura is the source of this 1487-nucleotide messenger RNA. RefSeq names its product CAP-Gly domain-containing linker protein 1. The record is from RefSeq and is a predicted model, not a curated record. Lineage: Eukaryota; Metazoa; Arthropoda; Insecta; Diptera; Drosophilidae. Bases 74 to 1423 code for a protein of 449 amino acids. The transcript is spliced from 4 exons.
UGAGGCAAGCUGUCAAAUACUGACACCAGCCAUCAAAAAUUCACACAGUCGAAAUUGCUGCGACAGAAACAACAUGACACAGGAGCCGAACCAUUUUACGCUGCCCAGCGGCGCCUUCGAUAUUAGCCGCGAUGUGGAGCGGCUCAUGAGCAAUACCCACGAGGACUUGUCGCACUUUCAUGAGGAGGUUAAGCACCUGAUGCUCAACGUGAACGAGGUGGUGGCUGAGAACAAGCAGCUCCGCCUGCAGUUGGACAAAUACAAGCAGGCGGAUGCAAGGAAGCCUGGCGGCCUUGAGGAGGUGCAGCAGCGCAGCCAGAUGACCGAAGAUGCCUUGGCCAAUGCCUUGAAACAGAUCGAUUCACUGCGCAAGGAGCGCAGCAGCCUGAAGCUGCUCCAGGAGUGCUCACAGCGUACCAUCGACAGUAUGGAAAAGGAGCUCAAGAACUACCGGAGACAGCUGAACGAACCGAACGACGAUCAGAUCAUCAAGAAGUACAUUAAAGCUAUUAAAAUGCUGGAGGAAAAGAUAGCCAGCCAAAAGGAGAGUCUGCGCGCACAGGCAGAGAUGAUCAAAGUGCUGAACGAGCACAAACAGCGCAACGGCAUGCAGAUCGAGGAGAUGCAAGCGAAGCUACAGAAGAAUGAACACUGUUCGGUCGUCAUUAACGAGCACUCAACGGAAAUUGCCAAACUGAAGCAGCAGGUCAUGGAGUACGAGCAGCGUCUGCAUCAGACUCAAAAUCUGCUCAAGGAGUGCAACAAGCGGGAGAGUGCGGCCAUGACUAAGGUCCAGGAAGCCCUCAGCUUGAGCGAGUCGGCUGUGCGUGAAAAGACCGAGGCGGAGAAGCGAGCCGUAAGCUAUAAAGAAGAGCUGGCGCAGCUGGCCGCCAAUAUGGGCAUCAUCCUGCAGGAAGAAGCCAAACGUGUGGACAGCGAGGUGGCCACGUUAAGGGCCAAGCAGCGUGAGAAGGUUAGCGUGACGACGACCGCAUUCUGGUUUCCUAAUCACAUUUUUCUUACCCAUCGAUUCCAGCUCAAACAGGACAAGGCGGAGCACUUGGCGGAUAUGGCGGCGCUGCAGGCGCGCUACACACGAUUGGAGAAAAAGUACAAUGAGGUUGUUGAUCAGUACGAGAGAAUCGAUGCUGAGCUGGAGGAAACCCGCAAGCGGCUGAGCGAGCUGGAACGCAACGGACUCAUCGAAGAACAGCAGAAAAAUUCCGAGCUCAAGAUUAACGAGAGUCGAUUAAGCGACUACAUGCAGCACCACAGACAAAAAACAAUCGAGUACAAGGAGACCGUCAAGGACCUGACGAUAAAGUUUCAGGGCGAAGUCCGACGUCUCAUGGAUAUGAACUCUGAGCUGAAGGCCGAAAUAAAGAUAUUAAAGGAUGAAGAAGCCCGAGGCAACACCAUAUAGCCAGGCACUGCAAUUGUUUACAAGCUGUACAAAUAUAGAUAUAUUUUUUUAAGGUUAUUGCAUA